Messenger RNA from Glycine soja, 1426 nucleotides. RefSeq lists its product as uncharacterized. The record is from RefSeq and is a predicted model, not a curated record. Bases 465 to 992 code for a protein of 175 amino acids. Gene Ontology annotation, biological process: tail-anchored membrane protein insertion into ER membrane. Lineage: Eukaryota; Viridiplantae; Streptophyta; Magnoliopsida; Fabales; Fabaceae. The transcript has 8 exons.
CACAUCUAAUCUAAUCUAAUAAGAAAGGAAAUCUAAAAUCCCCGUUCGAUCUCACGGAGACGGACCUCUCUCUCGCGCGGACGCGUUGCUGUAGCUCGCUCACUCUCAGACUCUCGCGCAACCCCCCUCUCGUGGACGCGUUGUUGCAGAUCCUCGUUCGUUCUCGCUCUCUCGCGUGAGUUUUUGAAUUUGUUGGUCUAUGUGCAGGACCAGCCCCGAACUCCUGCUCAAUCCCUGUGGAUCAGCUUGGUACUCAUCCAUAAUGGAGCUUGGGCUUACCUUUACUUUUGACUGCUUGAUGUUUUAAUGUUACUCUAUUUUGUUUUCCAUUGUUUUUAUUAGUUGACCCUGAAACUUUACCAUUUUGUGGUUUGGUCUGGUUUUCAUAGCAUCGAUUUAUCCCUGGAAGAAAGUAAACAAAAUCCUGUAGAAUAGCUCUUUGUGGCUUUUAAAUUGAAUCGAGGAUGGGAGACGAAGCAAGUGAAGAGCAUCAAAGGUCGCUAGCAGCUCCUUUCAUAUUUUUCGUGGUUCUCGCAUUUCAGUUUGCUUCUCAUUGGAUUGAUCACUUUAAGAAGAGUGGAUCUGACAAAGAAAAAGAAACUAAGUUGCGUGGAGAAAUAAAAGAGCUUUUGAAGGAGGCAAGCUCACUGUCACAGCCAUCAACCUUUGCACAAGCAGCGAAACUCAAGAGACUGGCAGCUGCAAAGGAGAGGGAACUGGCAAAGUGUCAAAAUUUACAUCACAAGGAUGAUGCUUUGUAUUCAAAAGUUCUGCUCAUCUCAAAGGUUUUAACAUAUUUAAUUCUGCUUAUCUGGUUUUGGAGUGUUCCUGUCUCUAGCAUAUCUCAACAACUUGUGCAACCAUUUGGGAGAUUAUUAUCUUGGAGGACUGGAGGGGUUCAAAAUAGCAAUAUUAUGGUUGGGAUAAUACCUUGGCUGAUAGUGUCUACCAGGGUUAGCAGAUUUAUUUGUAGACUCACCUAUGGCAAAUAGAUUGUCAUGAUAUUCAAUUCUUCAUCUAGAAUGACAUAAAAUUGCUAGCUGCUUGGGUUGGUAUCCUGCAUUUAAAGUGGAAGGGACAUAUGAAGCAUCUUGAAAUUCGUUCUUUCGCUCCAUGUCUGGUUGAUAAGUUUUUAGAGUUUCAUUUUAUUUUAGUACAGACGUGUAAGAUCCAUUCUGCAUAUGCAAGCAAAAUUUCAUGCUUGUAAUAUGAUAGCAUUAAGUCUCUUACAACCUCCACCCUCAGUUUUGGUCUUUAUUAAGGAAAUUUGUCUUUAAAUGCUUAUGGAUUAAUCAUAUUUAUUUAUUCAUUUAUUUUUGGUGUUGAAUAAUGGGUUUGUAAAUUUUGAGCAUCUGUGAUUUGUACUUUAGACUAGAGCUAUUGUGAUUUGCUUCCAUUAUAACCUAAAGAUAAAGGUUUGGUGCAA